Messenger RNA from Cantharellus anzutake, 564 nucleotides. RefSeq lists its product as uncharacterized. Bases 1 to 564 code for a protein of 187 amino acids. Lineage: Eukaryota; Fungi; Basidiomycota; Agaricomycetes; Cantharellales; Hydnaceae. The transcript is spliced from 3 exons. The record is from RefSeq and is a predicted model, not a curated record.
AUGACUCCACAGAGUGUUUUGAUGCACGAUCCAAAUGAUGGCGUUGACACACUCGCUUGCAGAGAUCAACCAUCACUGGUGAUCAUCUGCAGCAACAGCGGACUUCAGGCUGUUGGCAAUUGCAUCUAUCGCAUUCUCCAACUCCUUCAUCACUUCAACAUGUUUGGGCCUAUUCCAGUAUUCAACAGAAUCUUGUGGCAGGAUCUCUUCAGGGCCAAGAUCAUGUCCAUCAAGCCAGUACAUCGCAGAUCGGGUUUUGUACAGCAGCAUAUGUGUAAUGCAAGGGGUGUGAUUGAGGAAGACUCAGACAGUGCUAUUCAGCAUCUGGAAUGCCCUCUCCUUGGUGGAGGGGGCCUGGAUGUAGUGCCUGGCAGAGGGACCCUCUCAGGGUGCGAAGCGGGUGUUGUAAUGGGUCUAUCACCACUAGACUUGAGACAGAAGAGAGGGAGAGGGUUGGAGUGGUUGCAUGCACAGCUAACUAUACAGCUGGUCAUGGUAUCACGGAAGAAUCUGAAAAUGACAAAUAAGGAAAGAACAAUAAGAAAGGGAAACAUCGGGCUCUAG